Meira miltonrushii is the source of this 1110-nucleotide messenger RNA. RefSeq lists its product as uncharacterized. The record is from RefSeq and is a predicted model, not a curated record. The transcript has a single exon. Gene Ontology annotation, cellular component: nucleus. The coding region runs from base 133 to 1071 and encodes 312 amino acids. NCBI's taxonomy places the organism in Eukaryota, Fungi, Basidiomycota, Exobasidiomycetes, Exobasidiales, Brachybasidiaceae.
AUGACGACUGACUUGAUGUGUGAGUACGCGCACGUGCAAUUCAAAAUUUCAGAUUUUUGGUCAUCUUAAACCUUUUAGCGCAUCCGAUCAUUCUUCUUGCAUGAUUCCAAUCAAGCAUCGCUGUCAAAAAUAAUGAGUACAAAGACGAAAAGAGAACGCAACGGAUCGAUAUCUGGUGGAGAAGAAGGGGAAGAUGGAUAUUCAACAUCUUCUUCUUAUGCUCCUUCGGCAAUUGAUGUUUCUUUCAAUUAUGUUGCACCGACAGAGAUUGACUUCAUGGCAUUAAAGAGACUUAUACAACAACUUUAUCAUACUCAUUCGACUGAUUUGGUUCUAGGACCUCUAUCGGAUCAUAUCAUUCAGCUUGGAAGACAAGAAGCAGGAGAUUCAGCAAUUGGAACUGUGGUAAAAGUUGAAGAUGAUGAAGAUGGAGAUCCGUUUGCAUUCGCCAGUGCGUUGGAUCUUUCAAACAAAGAGAGCGAAGCUUCAAAGACAUUGUUGGCAUACUAUAAUCGAGUUUUGACACCUUCAUCCAAAGCUGCUUCUUCCAUCUCAUCUCUACUGCAAUCCAGUGAUGCACGAGUCUUGCAAAUCUUUCAUGAACGUAUGAUCAAUAUGCCACCACAAAUCAUGCCACCGCUAUACAAGAUGCUGUUUGAAGAGAUUCAAUCCAGUCAGCAAACUCCAACGCAUCUACUCUUCUUUUCUCGGGUAUUCUCAACAGAAGCAUUCUCAGAUGGAGAAGAAGAAGAGGAAGGUCCUUCAUCACGAUCAGGAAAUGGCAAACAAAAAGGAAAGAAGGCAAAAAAGACAAAACCACUGAAUAAAGCCAUUACCAAAAUGUCAACAGGAGCAAGCGCAGAAGAAGAAGUUGGAUUGUUCCAUCCUGAAGAUGCUUUCAUCGCAAAUCAUGCUUUGCAUACAUUCACCUUUCGUUUUCCCGCUGUGAAGGAUUCAGAUGAUAGCUUUAAUGCACCAAUGUAUGGUCGAAUUGCUAUUAUCAAAAAUGAUCCUCAAACGCUACAAAAGUUGUUGGAAGAGAUGAAUACAGCAUUUGCAAUUCCUACUUAAUCUCUCACAUGUAUUAUAUCAAAAUCUUAUCAAUUCAUC